AAUGGCACAAGAAAUUGCUCUAUCCAUUUUUGUAAAGUCUUGGCAUAUAUUCUUCGGGAUCACUGGAGUCAUUCUAAAUCUAGUUUUGAUCCUCCUUGUAGUCUUCAAAUCUCCUAAUGCAAUUCGUGUGUACUCAAGACUGAUAACCAACUUUGCCGUCACUGACUUUCUUGCUUGCUUGUUGGAUAUUUUCAUAGAAAUCAGAGUUCUCCCUUCGCCUAAUGAAGCUACAAUAACAUAUAUUUUAAAUGGAUUCUGCACAUACUUUGGAUUGUCGACUUGUGCCAUUGGGCUUAGCAUGUACAUUCACACACUGACACACUCUCUGUGGUCUCUAUUCAUCUCUUUUGUUUUUCGAUAUUUGAUUUUGUACAAAGUUUCGUUGAAGGAGAAGCAUAUUUUGUUGGCCCUUUUUGUAUUCUAUAUUCCUUCUUUUGUACAAGCAGCAACUUAUUGGACCAGCUUUGUAGAUAGUUCCACAAUCUUACCCAUUACAAAGCGAAUCUAUCCACAAUAUAAUUUUGAGCUUGAAACUGGCCUGAUUACUGGAAUAACAAAUUUAUUUUCUGUAUCUGCUAUAUAUGCGGUAUUACACAUGACCAUCCCCGUUACACCAGUCUAUAUAACUAUUUUCAUUCUUCGACGAAAAAUCCUAAAAACUCUUAUGAUGAGUUACAAUGUAAUGUCUAAAGAAACAAAGGCAAUUCAUGCUCAGUUGAUGAAAGCACUGACUUUUCAGGCAUUCAUUCCAGUGGCAGCUUGGGCAGCUGUUUAUGUCUAUAUUGGAAUGCAAUUUGGUAUAAUCAGUGGAAUAUUUUUCGAAUACAUGGUAUUCUCUACAGUAAUAUUCAUGCCCUUACUUUCUCCAGUUGCAUAUCUGGUUUAUGUGCGUCCAUACCGAUUAUACAUUCUCAGAACGUUCUGUCGGAAAUGCUCUCAAAGUGCAGUGGAGAGUAAGAUCCGAACGGGAUUCCACACACAAUAUGAUCACUCAACAGUGGGAAGAAGUGCUUAAAAAUUCCUGGAGACAACACCACCAAAUCGUCGGCAGUUACCGUACACAAUUUGACCACCGUAUGAUCGCUUAUCCUUUUUAAAUAAUUUGUAAACCUA
This is a messenger RNA of Caenorhabditis elegans, 1113 nucleotides long. It is a transcript of the gene srd-15, whose product is annotated as G-protein coupled receptors family 1 profile domain-containing protein. NCBI's taxonomy places the organism in Eukaryota, Metazoa, Nematoda, Chromadorea, Rhabditida, Rhabditidae. The record is from RefSeq and is marked reviewed. Bases 2 to 1015 code for a protein of 337 amino acids. Gene Ontology annotation, biological process: G protein-coupled receptor signaling pathway; signal transduction. Gene Ontology annotation, molecular function: G protein-coupled receptor activity. The transcript has 7 exons. Gene Ontology annotation, cellular component: membrane.